Clarias gariepinus (North African catfish) is the source of this 1665-nucleotide messenger RNA. It is a transcript of the gene stpg2, whose product is annotated as sperm-tail PG-rich repeat containing 2. The record is from RefSeq and is a predicted model, not a curated record. Bases 1 to 1659 code for a protein of 552 amino acids. The transcript has 13 exons. NCBI's taxonomy places the organism in Eukaryota, Metazoa, Chordata, Actinopteri, Siluriformes, Clariidae.
AUGUACAGUCGCGCGCGUAGGGUGACAGAUCUGUGCACUGGAAGUGUGAGCACCACCACUGUGGGUCCGGGUUCCUACAACAUCCAUACACCUGCUCCAGAGAAAACCAAUUCUUUUGCUCCAUUCCUGUCCAUGGCUUCCAGGCCAUCUGUGUUUGACAAGUUAGACAGUGCAGUGUCUUCUCCUGGGCCAGCUGAUUAUAAUGGAGUCCAUACCUGGGCUCCUGUUCCUGGUGGCCAUUCCGUGCAGAACCACUCCCGGCGUUUUCAGGAGGUGGAGUCAAACAUUCCAGGUCCAGGAACCUAUGACAUCAAUCAGCCCUGGGGAAAGAAGCUCCAUCCACCCACCACCAGAGAUAGGGAGAUUAAGCAUGCGAGGUCAUUGGUCCACUCAGCUCCCUCCAUCCCGUCUUCCAGUCAGGCGUUUGGGUAUGAGGAGAAUGAGCAAGGGGAACUGUGCAAACAGAAACCUCCCACAACUGACCAGAGCCUUGGCCCUGCCUACUACAAUCCCACCCAGGUAGAAUCCAUGUAUAAAGGAGUUCACUUUGGCCAAAUGACAGGGAAAAGGACAAAGAUGAAGGUGGUGGAAGGACCUGGACCAGGACACUACUAUCCAGAACAAGAUCACUCUGUGCGCUAUGAGAAUAUUAAUUUGAAACAAGAAAUGAAAAUUCAAGCUGAGUUGCAGAUUCCUCGGUAUCAUGAGCUCCUUGUACUGCAGGCAAACAAAAAGUGUGUUCCUGGCCCUGGUCAGUAUGAUGUUAAGGGACAGUUUGAGAAGAUAAAUGGACUGACUGUGUCCAGAGCAGCAUUUAUGUCACAUAUACCGCGGUUCUCCUCAGUGAAAGAUGUGGCACCCCCUGUUGGUUCCUAUAAUGAUCCUCGCUGUGCUCUGGAGAGUCUGAAGAAACCUAGUGGAGUGAAGAAAAGUCCUUUCAACCUUACUGCAGCUCGAUUCAUUUCUGAAAACAGAAAAAACAACACACCAGGGCCGGGAGCAUACAACAUGAUUAAUUAUGGUCUGGCAAGUGAAAGUCUUAAGAAAGCUCAUUUAGAGGGCAAGAGGACAGGCGGCUUUGGCUCAACAGCCAAGAGAACCACCAUCUUCAUCAAUAGAAACACUGAACCAGGACCAUCACACUACAUGGUGGAGAAGAAAAGUGAGGAGUUCUACAAGCAACAGCCUACAGCAGUCUUUAAAUCAGCAAUUGAGCGACUUCCUGCAACUCUGGUGGCUAAGGACACACCUUCUCCAAGUUCUUACAAUGUGCAGGAAGCAUUUGAUAAAAUAUACAGACAAGGACGACAUGGUGAACCUCGCACAAAAGCAGCACAAAAACGCCAGAGCUGCUUUUUAAGCACUGCCCCACGAAGCUCUUCCUUCUCCUAUGAUCGGCACAUCCCAGGUCCAGGUCACUACAGUCCAGACAUUAAGUCUAGCCAAUGCUUUUCUCUCAUUGGCUCUAAUGAAGAUCGAUUUAAAGAACCUAAACACACAACACCUGGACCAGGAGCAUAUAUGCUGAGCCCUUUAUUUUCAGACACUUUACUCAAGCGUUCCUUCAAUGUGACCCUCCAAAUCCCUAUGAUGUUACAUGCACUAGCUCCACCUCCUCAGCAUGACAAGAAAGCUGCACUUACCUUCACCAGUGCUUAAAUACCC